GCAGGGCGGGGCGCUCCACCCGGUCCGGCAGCUGGAGCUACGCGCUCGGGUUACCCCUGCAGCGACGCCCCCCGGCCCCGCAGACGCCGCCGCUCCCGCCUGUCGUCCCCCGCCGCGCCAUGGGCACCCGCGACGACGAAGUUCUCUUUGUCUUUUCAGUUGUCCUUAUUGGAGAUUCUGGUGUUGGGAAGAGUAAUCUCCUGUCUCGAUUUACUCGAAAUGAGUUUAAUCUGGAAAGCAAGAGCACCAUUGGUGUAGAGUUUGCAACAAGAAGCAUUCAGGUUGAUGGGAAAACAAUCAAGGCACAGAUAUGGGACACUGCUGGGCAGGAGCGGUACCGAGCCAUCACUUCAGCAUACUAUCGUGGAGCUGUAGGUGCCUUAUUGGUUUAUGACAUUGCUAAACAUCUCACAUAUGAAAAUGUGGAGCGAUGGCUGAAAGAGCUGAGAGAUCAUGCUGAUAGUAACAUUGUCAUCAUGCUUGUGGGCAACAAGAGUGACUUACGUCAUCUCAGGGCAGUUCCCACGGAUGAAGCAAGAGCUUUUGCAGAAAAGAAUGGGUUGUCAUUUAUUGAGACAUCUGCUUUAGACUCUACAAAUGUAGAAGCUGCUUUUCAGACAAUUCUAACAGAGAUAUACCGCAUUGUUUCUCAGAAGCAGAUGUCAGACAGACGCGAAAAUGACAUGUCUCCAAGUAACAACGUGGUUCCUAUUCAUGUUCCUCCAACCACUGAAAACAAGCCAAAGGUGCAGUGCUGUCAGAACAUCUAAGGCAUUUCUCCUCCCUUAGAAGACUGUGUAUAGUCCAUUUCCCAGGUCUGAGAUUUAAAUAUAUUUGUAAUUCUUGUGUCACUUUUGUGUUUUAUUACUUCUUCAUACUAUGAAUUUUUCCAUGUCUUAAGUCUUCUGAUUUAAGCUUUAUAAAAUCAUCUACUUGUCCCGAAUGACUGCAGCUUUUUCAUGUUAUGGCCUCACUAGCCUUAGUUUAAUAAACUGAAUGUUUGGAUUCCUCAGUUAUUGUUUACUUUUCAUCUUGGAGCCUGUCACUGUAGGACCUAAUAGAACUUGAUCACUUGAAGCUCGGACCUAUUGGUCUGGAUCAAAUCAAACUCAGAAGACCUUAGACAUAAGCUAUCAUUUUGCCACAGAGCAGCUUGUGAGUAAUAUACUCUUCUCUCAGUGCAGUGUCUAUUUCCACAAAUGUAAGAAUUGCCCUAUAAACAUAGCAGGAUUUUGAGAGCUUGGAAAUUUUCCAUUAUUCUGGAAGUCAGUUUCUAAAAUGCCUUAAUAGUUUAUAUAGUUUAGUAAACUUUACUUUUUAAUUUUUAUUAACAUCAAAGUUGAUUAGAGAAUGGCUCUUCUUUUCUGGACAAGAAUUAUUUUAAACACAAAGGAUUGUUAGGGUUUCAUUAGUGGUAUGGUUAGGGGCAUAAGUUAAACAGUGCUGCCUGUCAGGCUGGGCCCUGGAGAGAUGGGUGGAACUCCAUGGGAGGUGCCUCUGUUGCAGUGAUCGGGCAGCCCAAGUCAUUGAAGUGAUCUCAUUUCCCAGCAGAUUUUGUGGCAUUUUAUUGCUCAGGCAAUAACUGGUUUACUGCUGAUGGUAUCAAAUUUUGAAGUAUUUUGUCUUAAAAUCUUCCAGUAAGUGAAAUGCAACCUAGUUUUAUCACCAUAUCCACCAGCUGGCAUGGAUAAUUAUUUUAACAAUGCUGACGUUUGAGUUUUGCAGUAUAUUAUAGAAUAUAGUCCAGUUAAAUCUUCGGUUUCAGUAUGUCUAAAGAAUACAGUGAGAGGUUAAUUUCUACUCAAGUGGUACCACUUAAAGGCAUGUAUUCUUUUAGUAUGUAAAAUGAAAUAGUACCUUGAGUUUAAAUAGAAUGCAUUACGCAGUGUAGAGACCUGAAAUAGUUUUCUUCUACUACAUUAUUGGAAAUCAAUGGAGCAACUAGUUUCUCAUUCAAAAGUGUGCACACUAAUACUUGGUUUUGCUUUCUUGUGGGUAAUAUUAAGCACUUACUCUGCAGUUUUCUGGAAGUUGUAUCAACUGCAGUGAAGCUAUUCAGGAUGAUGGAAUACCCUAAAAAUAUGUAUGUGGGCUUGCUUAGACGACUGUGUUUUGUAGUUACCCUGUGUCUUUUGCGGUGCUCAUGAUGUGUGGGGCACACGGAAGGCAUUGCUGUAGUUGGUCAUUUUGGUUUUAUUAGUGUAUUAGUUAUUAAGAUACUAUUAUCUAUUUGUAAAUUGCUACUUUGUAUUUUAUGCAUGCUCUGUAACUUGAUUUUUUUUUAGCUAUGAUUUGGAAUAUAUUCACAUUCUAAUAAACAGUUAUAGGGGGAUUA
Messenger RNA from Carlito syrichta (Philippine tarsier), 2335 nucleotides. It is a transcript of the gene RAB11A, whose product is annotated as RAB11A, member RAS oncogene family. The record is from RefSeq and is a predicted model, not a curated record. NCBI's taxonomy places the organism in Eukaryota, Metazoa, Chordata, Mammalia, Primates, Tarsiidae. Gene Ontology annotation, molecular function: GTP binding; GTPase activity. Gene Ontology annotation, cellular component: transport vesicle; postsynaptic recycling endosome; axon. Bases 120 to 770 code for a protein of 216 amino acids. The transcript has 5 exons. Gene Ontology annotation, biological process: neurotransmitter receptor transport, endosome to postsynaptic membrane; exocytosis; melanosome transport.